UCACUUGUCAAGCUUCGUCAACAUAGCGUAGCUGCGUGCCCAUCCACGCUCUUCACUCUUUGACGCAAAAGCUUUCGAAAAACCAUCACUGAAAUAUUACUUAUGAAGCCAUUUUGUUCCACGAUAAUAAAUUUGAAUGUCGAACUCGAUAUUUAUUGCGGUUUUUAUAGUUUGCACGGUAACUAAAGAUGUUAUUUUAGUAAAUAAAAUAAAAUUGAAAACGGAGCGCGUCGGGUGUGCGGCGGCAGCGCGUCAAAACGGUUCUCACGAUCAUCAUAAAACGUAACAUAUCUGUAUUAUUGUUGGAGCCCUUCCAAUGUGUAACUAUUAUACCUACUUAGUGGUGGAUGAGCGAGUGAUGCAGGGCGGACGGCGCCGGCAGCGACGCGGGUGCUGCUAAUUACCGCGGCAGCAGCGGCCGAGCGCGCCCGCCUGCCGCAGCACGUUUCAUCAGCUGACCUAAUAACUUCAAAUAUUAUGAUGUUAAUGUAGGCAGUGGCGGGCGCUGCACGCGCGUGCCGCACGCCCAACUUAAGUUUAUAAAUAGAAUGCACAUCGCCCUGUAUGUAUUUAACGUAAGGAGCUUUUUGAGCGCGAGGCGGGCCAGUCGCCGCGAUCGUCUGUGCGCGCCGCUCGCGCCUGCCCGCGCCGCCGACACCGGCCAAACGCAACUUUUGGAAACGGCUCGCGAACUUUUUUUCUAUCGAAUUUUGGAAGUUUUUCGAUGAGAGUGGGUGCGGCGGUGCAGUGCGGGCCCCCGGGCUGCCAGUGAGUGCGACACCGGUGCACGCGUCGACUCGCCGCUAAUCACCGCGGCGCGUAACCGUGUUUCAAAAAUAAAACGUUGCCGAUUCGAAACCGGAGCACCCCGAAGGUUAAUGACAAAAUAAAAAGCAUGCAUUAAAAUUGUGUCUGAAAACUGUGGCGAUCGCGAACUGCUCGGCGGCAUGUUCUCUAUCGACACGUGAGCCGCGGGACAGUGUGACACGCGUUACUCGCGAAUUAGUUGAGUUCCCGUCAGUGUGCAGUUCCCGUGAGGCGGGUACGGGGCGGGUGCUCCGGCGGAUCGACGACGUGUGAACUCAUAAAUUUGUACUAGAACAUCUGACCUGAUAAUCUAGUUUACGUUAAUUCCCCGAAGAUUAAUUUCCCAAGAGUUACGCAGCGGCGGCGUCAUCGCUAACUAGACUGGAUGACUACAGCGAGGGCCGGCAUGGCGGCGCGCGCGCACUGACCGCCGCUGCCAUGAGACGCAGACAACAUGAGCCAAGCGCUGUCACUGCUCAAGUUCAUCAAAAUACCCAAAAAGUACCAACGUGAGGGGACGUGCCCCGCGCGCCCGCCGAACAUUCACUGCCAAGCUACCUAGUGCCUUACGUUAUAAUAGUGUAAUCUUGGUGCUUCGAAACAAUAAAUAAUGUUAGUGAACACAGACACACGGACGACAAGCUCAAACGUUUAAGAUGUUAGACGUUUUUCGUGGAUUGAAGAAUCUCAUUAAAGUGAACUAUGUCCACAUCGACUCGCCGGUAUUCCGCCUGCACUACUCGAUCACCGUCAUCCUGCUGAUCUCGUUCAGCCUGAUCGUGACGACGCGCCAGUACGUGGGCAACCCCAUCGACUGCAUCCACACCAAGGACAUCCCCGAGGAUGUGCUGAACACCUACUGCUGGAUCCACUCCACCUACACGCUGAAGAGCUUCUUCAACAAGACGGUGGGCGUGGAGGUGCCGUACCCCGGCAUCGGCAACAGUCGCGCCAAAGGCAAGGAAGACAUGAGCGACAGGAAGAUAUACAAGUACUACCAAUGGGUGUGUUUUUGCCUAUUUUUUCAGGCAAUGCUAUUCUACGCGCCCCGUUGGCUGUGGAAGUCCUGGGAGGGGGGCAAGAUCCGGGCCCUGAUGAUGGACCUGGACGUGGGGGUGUGCACCGAGAUCGAGAAGAAGACGAAGAAGAAGCUGAUCCUCGACUACCUGUGGGAGAACUUGAGGUACCACAACUGGUGGGCCUACCGGUAUUACCUGUGCGAGGGACUUGCUCUUGUCAAUGUUAUAGGGCAAAUGUUCCUGAUGAACCGGUUCUUCGACGGGGAGUUCCUCACCUUCGGGCUGGACGUGAUCGCCUACAUGGAGUCCGACCAGGAGGAUCGCAUCGACCCCAUGAUUUAUAUAUUUCCAAGGAUGGUGAAGUGCACACUGUUCAACAAGUUCGGGUCGUCGGGCGAGGUGGAGCGGCACGACGCGCUCUGCAUCCUGCCGCUCAACGUGGUCAACGAGAAGAUCUACGUGUUCCUGUGGUUCUGGUUCGUCAUCCUCGGCAUCCUCACGUUCGUCACGCUCGUGUACCGACUGGUGAUCAUCUUCUCGCCGCGCAUGCGCGUGUACAUGAUGCGGAUGCGGUUCCGGCUGGUGCGGCGCGACAACGUCGACACGAUCGUGCGCCGCAGCAAGAUGGGCGACUGGUACCUCCUGUACAUCCUGGGCGAGAACCUGGACUCGGUGAUCUUCCGGGACAUCAUGCACGAGUUCGCGAACAAGCUGAACCACAACUACCAGCACCACAUCCACGGCGUGCCGGACGCGUGACCUCCGGUGCCGGGGUGGGUGUUCCCCACGUGACUGACGCCGCCGCCGCGCCUGCCGCCGGCCUGACCGCUCCGCCCCACGGUGCUUCUCCACAGGACAAUACUAACCAGUGUAAAGACUACUUUUAUCGAUACUUUUUGAUCGAAAUCGUAACAGUGCAAUUCUAAACAUGCAAUAAUAGUUUGUACUUAAUCUUUAAGAACGUGAUCUCAGGACGAAUCCUAUCGAAGGCCUUUUAAUAGUUAACAUCGACGGCUACCCCGUUAGUACUAGUAUACUUUUUAGAACUAUUUUUACUCAUAGUUUCGCUGCUGUAGUAAUCAGUUAAUCGACGCUUCGUUUGUUUUCUACUUUAGCUGUUGUAAUGUACUGAAAGUAAGCACACAGUGAGCACACAUACACGAUAUACAAUUUUACACGAUUCACUCGCCAAGGAUUUGACAGACCAAAAAUAUAAAGCAAUAAUUAAUAAAGCAAUUAAGUAUUAUAGUGUAGUUGUAAUUGAGGAUAUUACUAGUUGAACGAACAGUUCCUUAAGGGAUCGAGUGUACCCGAGUAGUCACAUCGCCGCGACAUCACACUGACAUAGCUUUUGAUUGUCAAAAGACAUUUUACGUUAAUUGCAGAUUUGACGAACGACAUACUGAGCAAUAAGUAACAGAACUGCUAUUUCUAUUGGGCACACUUAAUAGAAAUCCGACAGCCUCAAACUUCUGAAGAAAAUCUUGAAAUCUCAAUUUUCAUUAAGUUCAGAGAGAACCGCCACAUGUACCUAGCGCUCAAAUGAUAAAACUUUGUUACGACGAAAACCACACUGCCAUCAAUACAGCGAGAACACAAAUGUUCACUUAUAUAAAACGUGUUUAAAACAAUUGUUGUUUUUAUAAUGGAGCGACUGAAUUCUUAUAAUUUCUUCGGUUUAUUAGAAAAUGUAAUUGGUAUCUUGUCUCAAGAAAUCUGAACGGAAUUUUGACGUGUAAUUGAAAGACUUUUUGACACAUCAUUCAAAAUGGCGGUUAGAUAUCUUGAUUCGAAAAUUUUAGACGUUAACUUACAGAUUCGAAAUUUUAAGAACCUAUUGGAAAGAACUUAUAAAUAAGUAGACUAUUUCUGUAGGUGUAAAAUUGACAAUAAUAUUGUCGUACAAUGCUUAGAAUCUGUAAGCUAACGAAAAUGUUUAGAGAAAUUUAUUUUGCCUAGAAGUAGGCUGAAAAUUAUUAUUGUUACAAACAAUAAAUUGUUGUGUUCGUGAGGAUAUUAGAAAGUUGUGUCGUUUUCGCCAUGUUGGAGUGUUAGGUCUCCAAAAACGAGUCUUUGGGGAGACUAUGUUUUUAUACUAUGGACAUAAAUCUUUUAACUGACAAAAUCUGUACGUUGCCUAUUAAUGUAUUAAAUAAAUUAAAUGAGUAAAAUUAAUAACUGUUUUAAAUCCAUAGAGUAAACAUGGUGUUGUGUUUGUAGUUUUUACUCUUACUUGUCUAUGUCAAUCUCAGGAAUCAGUUUUUGGAGCCCUCCUCGAAUGGCUAACGACACGUAAAUAUUGUAAAUGUAAAAAGGUUGUCUGAUUGUAAAGUGUAACAAUUUAUGUUUUGCUGGUGCGUUUGGACACAGUCUAGAACGAUUAAUGUAGGUACAAGUGAGUUUAUAGCGCCCGUAUUAUGUUAAAAAAAAACUAAACAAUUUAUCUUUAUUUGCUACUACUUACGAUUCGUUCUGUUUACGAACGGUAAGUUUUGACGUUUGUUCUAGGAGGCUAAUGUCAAGAAUCUGCCAUUGGUAAGCAAAACGAAUGGUUUCUUUUUAUAGGAACUGGGCAAGUCAAUAAAAUGUACAGAAAUCUGAUUUGCAAGUUACGUGUUUCCGAAUUCUGACGUGACGGCAUCAAUUUCUGUAACUCUUGGUGAACCAAGCCAAAUAUUGUGCCAAAAGAUUAAUUAUUUAUAACAAAAUGUUACGACAGACGAGUUACCAGGGGAGAGAUCGAAUAAAUCAUAUUGAAAAUG
This is a messenger RNA of Helicoverpa armigera (cotton bollworm), 4588 nucleotides long. It is a transcript of the gene shakB, whose product is annotated as shaking B. Bases 1464 to 2585 code for a protein of 373 amino acids. Lineage: Eukaryota; Metazoa; Arthropoda; Insecta; Lepidoptera; Noctuidae. The transcript has 5 exons. Gene Ontology annotation, cellular component: plasma membrane; gap junction. Gene Ontology annotation, molecular function: gap junction channel activity. The record is from RefSeq and is a predicted model, not a curated record.